GAUCGACCCAAAACGGCCGAGGAAUUCAGAGCUUCUCUAUUCGGACCGGAGGAGAUGCGGCCAGCUAGCCUCUUUUUCAGGCGAUAACGGUUCGACACGGGGCUCGGUGGAUGCUGUGAAAACUAUGGCAGCCGCAAAAGAUGGCGAAAGACCAAGUCUGUCGUCACUGGGCCUCGUCAGCGCUGCGUCGCGCAUUGGCGUCUUCGUGGACGAUGAUCUAUUUGGUGACGAGGACAGGUACAUUCCUGAGGAGCAAGAUGAUCUGGCCGACGAACCACGAGCGGAUGAAGAUGAUGAAGUACACGAGGCUGCUCCUGGCGACCUGGGCUUAGCAGAAGCCAUCGCAGCAUUGUCUAAUGACAUUGAGCGUCUAGCCGCCCAGGAUGCCGUCGUUGAUUCUCUUACUCGAAAAGCAGAACUGACAAACAACACAGCCGAGCUUCGCAUUUUGAGAAAGUCUAAAGCGAGCUUGCAAAGAGAAAUGCGACGCAAGGAACUCCAGAGGCAGCAGUACGUGGUGCAAGAAAGCGACAACAGCUUAUACGGGCGAUCUACAGUCAGGAUAAAGUCUAUCCAAGUGGGACGAGAAGAUGAUGGGAGGGAAUUCGCCUUGUACGUGAUCGAAGUGCAGAGAAACGCUGGCGAGAAGAUGCCGGCAGCUACGUGGAUGGUGACAAGACGGUACAGCGAGUUCCACGAGCUUCACCAGAAGCUUCGUUCAAGCGUACCAUCUGUCAGAAACCUCGAUUUCCCUCGGCGACGGGUCAUGAUGAAGUUCCAAAGCGAGUUCCUUCGUAAGCGGCGAGCUGCUCUGGAAGUCUAUCUACGUGAACUGCUUCAGUUGCCAGAGGUAUGCCGUAGCCGGGAUUUGCGCGCAUUCUUAUCGCAAAGCACAAUUGCCGAGGGCCAGGACCUCGUCGACCGAGAGUAUCAGAGGGAUAUGAUCACCCGUCUAUAUGACUCGGUAACGGACGGCAUGGAAGAUAUUUUGGGUAACAUCCCGGUCCUUGACCAGCUAUCGGUGGCUGGGCAGAACCUCAUCGCGGCGGCCACCAGCCAGCUCAACACCAUGCCCUUGGGUGUAGCCGAGAACGGCAUCAGCGCGGCCGAGGCUGAGGCUGAGCUGAACGCUUUUGAAAACAAGGAAUUAGAGCCCUUCAUCAAACCAAUCUGCGAUAUCUUUCUGGAGGUAUUCGAGCUAAACAGGGGCAACAACUGGCUUCGCGGCCGAGCUGUUGUUGUGGUGUUGCAGCAGCUCCUGGGAGGCACGAUUGAAAGGAAGGUAAGAGACAACGUCAAGUCACUCGUUCAAGAGGAAUCCAUACUCCGUUAUAUCGGACUGGUGCGCGACAGCAUGUGGCCCGACGGACAGGCACGAAAAGAGCGAAAGGCCAGAACUGCAUCUGAGAAGAAGAAAAGUCGCACAGAGGCUAGCUUGAUGCUUGCAACACUCGUUCCUGAUGUUGCCGGCAGUGUCGUAGGGAGGGCGAACGCCCAGGCUGCAAGCAGACGGAUAUUCGCGACUCUCAAUAAUUCCAGGCUCAACGCUCAUCUUGCCUUCACUCUGAUGGACGAGUUUAUAGAUAUAUUGUUUGAGUGACACAAUGUUUGGGGGAGGCAGGGUUGUGAUCCGAGGCUUUGGAGGAUGGGAAUCAUUGCAUACAUAAAAGAUUGAGAAUUUUACCCAGAGGCGUC
Verticillium alfalfae VaMs.102 is the source of this 1695-nucleotide messenger RNA. RefSeq names its product intermediate filament protein. The transcript is spliced from 2 exons. NCBI's taxonomy places the organism in Eukaryota, Fungi, Ascomycota, Sordariomycetes, Glomerellales, Plectosphaerellaceae. The coding region runs from base 125 to 1600 and encodes 491 amino acids. Gene Ontology annotation, molecular function: phosphatidylinositol binding. The record is from RefSeq and is a predicted model, not a curated record. Gene Ontology annotation, cellular component: intracellular membrane-bounded organelle.